AUAAAAAAAAAACAAAUUAUGAAAGGAAAAGGAAAUGGUCCGUACUAAACUACUCCAAGUCCCCUGAACCGAACCCGAAGAAGCCCCCAAAUCGCUGCUGCUGCAAACUCUCCACGAGCCACGCCGCGGAGCUCUAGGACUAGGGUUUCUCUGAUCGUCUCUCUUUUCCCUUAUUUUUAAUUGUUGUUCAGAACCACCACAACGUACUACUGUUAAGGAAGUGACAAGGAGGUUCUGAGAAAUUGCUUGCUGGGACUGUUUUCUUUCAAUGGUUUUGUUUCUAAGAUGAUUAUCAAGAUUGUUGAGGAUAUCCUAAAGAUCCAUUGAGCUUCUCAGAGUUACUUUUAACGUUUGACAAAAAAAAAAAAUGGAGGAUGAUAAUGGGCUCGAGCUCAGCUUAGGUCUUUCUUGUGGAGGAUCAUCAGGAAAAGCUAAGGGUAACAACAAUACUAAUAAUGCUGGAAGCUCCUCGGAGACUCACAGGGCAGAAGGAGGCGAUCGAAGUGCUAAAGUGAUUGAUGACUUCAAGAACUUCCUCCAUCCGACUUCUCAAAGACCAGCAGAACCGAGUUCUGGUUCUCAGAGAAGCGAUUCGGGUCAACAGCCUCAGCAGAAUUUCUUCAAUGACCUCUCCAAAGCUCCUACCACUGACGCUGAAGCUUCCACGAAAUCUUUGUGGGUGGAUGACGAGACAAGGAAAGAAGCAGGAAACAAAAGAAAGUUUGGGUUCCCGACGAUGAAUGAUGAAAAGAAGAAAGAGAAGGACUCGUCACAUGUUGAUUUGCAUGAGAAGAAGACAAAAGCUUCCCAUGUUUCAACCGCGACAGAUGAAGGAUCAACAGCUGAAAACGAAGAUGUAGCAGAAUCUGAAGUAGGUGGCGGUUCUUCUUCCAACCACGCAAAGGAAGUGGUACGUCCUCCUGCUGAGACAAACGUUGUGGACAACUUAAUUGGUCAAAGGAGAAGCAGCCAUGGCGGAUCUGGCACCGAAGAGUUUACAAUGCGCAGCAUGAGUUACACCGUACCUUUCACGGUUCAUCCUCAAAAUGUCGUCACUAGUAUGCCUUACUCUUUACCGGCAAAAGAGUCUGGACAACACGCAGCAGCCACAAGUGUAUUGCAGCCUAAUGCCAAUGCUGGAAAUAUCCCAAUUAUGUUUGGAUACUCACCGGUCCAGCUCCCUAUGCUGGAUAAGGAUGGUUCAGGCGGGAUUGUCGCACUCUCUCAAUCCCCAUUCGCCGGAAGAGGUCCAUCAAGCUCGGCUACUGCCAAAGGCGAAGGAAAACAGCCUGUAGCAGAAGAAGGUUCAUCUGAGGAUGCAUCAGAACGGCCAACAGGAGAUAACAACAACAACAACAAUGCUGCUUUUUCUUUCGACUUUUCAGCCAUAAAACCCGGGAUGGCAGCGGAUGUGAAGUUUGGAGGAUCUGGUGCACGUCCUAACCUACCGUGGGUUUCAACCACCGGUUCAGGCCCACACGGCAGGACAAUCUCUGGGGUCACAUACAGGUACAAUGCAAACCAGAUCAAAAUCGUAUGCGCUUGCCAUGGCCUUCACAUGUCGCCAGAGGAGUUUGUCCGGCACGCAAGCGAGGAGUAUGUUAGCCCUGAAUCAUCCGUGGGAAUGACUGCCGCGUCAGCUCACACCUGAAAAAAGAUGUCUGAAAUCUUGUAAACGUAACUACGUAAGGAAGGGUUUGUAAUGAGUAAUCUUUUUGGAAUAUACACUUAUUUAUGCUUACUCUCAAGCCAAAAUUUUUAUUGGGGCUUUCUGCUUAUGUUGUUGUAUUCUUUCUUUGUUCUUCUUCAUCUCAACAUUGUGUAAGCCUCUUCCUUUUUGUUUUUUGGUUUAAAGGAAAUUAUA
Molecule: messenger RNA, 1864 nt
Organism: Camelina sativa (false flax)
Lineage: Eukaryota; Viridiplantae; Streptophyta; Magnoliopsida; Brassicales; Brassicaceae
Source: RefSeq, a predicted model, not a curated record